AUGUCCUUCCAGGCUAACUCGGAGAAUAUGCUCAGAUACUCGCAACACGAUGGUCUAUUAACGGAACAAGAUCAAAAAAUUAUGACCGAUUUUCUUGAUACAAUCGCAACUGAAGGUCCUCCGAACCAUAUGAUGGAUAUCACACACCAUGGUCAAACGAGCAUUUCAUUUCACGACCCUCAGACUUCAAUGCAGUUGUCUAGAGGGUUUCAAACAGGGUUUGGUUCUAACUUUGAUCCUAAUUCUGGUUAUGCCGGAGCUGGCGGUUAUAUAUAUCAACCCAUUGGCUCUGCCUCCAUUACUAUACCGGCAAAUAAUGGAUACUCUCAGACAGCUAAUUUUCAUCAAACAGCUUCUCAUGUUCAUGAUAAUUAUGUUCAACAACAACAACAAUAUCCUUUAAAUCAUCAGAUACCGGCAUUAAAUAAUGGAUUAAUUCACGGUGGAAAAGUCAAAUCCAUCGCGAAUAACCAUUCCUCUGCAUUGUACAUAAAAUCUGAACCAAUGACGGUUAACAAUAGGAGGCAAAGAUCACCAUCACCGCAUAGAUCAAAUUCAGUGGGAAAACCAGCAAUAAAACGUACGCCCUCUCGGCGAAAAUCUCUUAAAAAUUCGAAUGAUGCUAAUGCAUCAUUAAAUGAAUCCAAGUCAGAUGAAGGAAAUAACUCAACGAUAUCCACAUUAAUUCCUACCGUCUCUUCAUCUGGAUUAAAUGCUGGAUCUUCUUCCACAACGGAAGCAACGCCAGCAUCACCAAAAUUAGCAUCUACAUCAGAAUCGAAUAACUCUCAACCUCUAUCGCCAGCACAGAAUCGUGGAGGAAGAGGAAAAAAAGGUCAUCACGAACUAUUAACUGAAGCAGAAAAAAAAGCAAAUCAUAUCGCAUCUGAACAGAAAAGACGACAGAACAUUCGUUUAGGUUUCGAUCAAUUGGUCGAAAUUGUACCUACACUUAGUCAAUGUCAUCGAAGCGAGGCGUUAAUUCUUCAAAAAUCUGUGGAAUAUAUUCAACAACUUUUAAUGCAAAAAAAUGAGUUGAAGGGUCGUGUCAAGACGUUGCAGGCAACACUAGGCGAUGCACCCGAUCAUAUGGAUGAUUCAUCAUCUGACGGAGAACUUGACCUUAUCUUCUGA
Molecule: messenger RNA, 1134 nt
Organism: Funneliformis mosseae
Lineage: Eukaryota; Fungi; Glomeromycota; Glomeromycetes; Glomerales; Glomeraceae
Source: the annotation of a GenBank genome assembly